This is a messenger RNA of Chelmon rostratus (copperband butterflyfish), 1675 nucleotides long. RefSeq names its product methyltransferase 14, N6-adenosine-methyltransferase subun (gene mettl14). The transcript has 11 exons. Gene Ontology annotation, molecular function: mRNA binding. NCBI's taxonomy places the organism in Eukaryota, Metazoa, Chordata, Actinopteri, Chaetodontiformes, Chaetodontidae. The coding region runs from base 112 to 1482 and encodes 456 amino acids. Gene Ontology annotation, cellular component: nucleus; RNA N6-methyladenosine methyltransferase complex. The record is from RefSeq and is a predicted model, not a curated record.
CGGUAGCCGAUUGUUGGCUACCGAGCUGGUUAAUCACAUUUAUAUACGGUUUGGAUGUAACAAUAACCACAGGCAUUUAAUAGUCAUUUAGGAAACAUUACAAGGGAGGAAAUGAACAGUCGACUCCAAGAGAUUCGCGAGCGACAAAAACUUAGGCGGCAGCUUUUGGCUCAACAGCUGGGAGCUGAAAGCGCAGACAGUAUUGGAGCUGUGCUUAACAGUAAAGAUGAACUGAAGGAGAUUGAGGAGACAAGAGAAACAUGCAGGUCAUCACUCGAUAGCUCAGCUGCGCCUUCCAAAAGGAAGGCACAGACGGAGGGAGAGGACACAGAGGACGAUGUGGAAGAACAAAAGGAUGAGGUGGAGGUGCAGCAGCCCGACGAAAGCAACCCAUAUGAGGAGGUGUACAAGGACUCAAGUACUUUCCUGAAGGGUACCCAGAGCUUGAACCCUCACAAUGAUUACUGUCAGCACUUCGUCGACACGGGGCACAGGCCACAAAACUUCAUCAGAGACGUCGGCUUGGCCGACCGAUUUGAAGAAUACCCGAAACUUCGAGAGCUGAUCAGACUGAAGGACGAACUCAUCUCCACCACCAACACCCCUCCCAUGUACCUCCAGGCUGACCCAGAGCACUUUGACCUGCAGGAUUUGAAGUGCAAGUUUGAUGUAAUCCUGCUUGAGCCUCCCUUAGAGGAAUACUACAGAGAGUCAGGCAUCAGCCACACUGAACGUUUCUGGACCUGGGAUGAUAUCAUGAAACUGGAAAUCGAGGAGAUCUCAGCCCUGCGUUCCUUUGUCUUUCUCUGGUGCGGCUCUGGUGAAGGCCUGGACUUGGGCAGAAUGUGUUUGAGGAAGUGGGGCUUUAGGCGGUGUGAGGAUAUCUGCUGGAUCAAGACCAACAAGAAUAACCCAGGCAAGACCAAGGCACUGGACCCAAAAGCAGUUUUCCAGAGGACCAAGGAACACUGCCUAAUGGGAAUCAAAGGAACAGUGCGCAGGAGUACUGAUGGAGACUUCAUUCAUGCCAAUGUGGACAUUGACUUGAUCAUCACCGAGGAGCCUGAGAUGGGGAAUGUGGAGAAGCCUGUGGAGAUCUUCCACAUCAUUGAGCAUUUCUGUUUGGGCCGCAGGAGGUUGCACCUGUUUGGACGAGACUCAACUAUCAGACCAGGCUGGCUGACAGUGGGUCCCACUUUGACAAAUAGUAACUUUAACCCAGAGACCUACGCCUCGCAUUUUUCCUUGCCCAACUCCCACCUGUCCGGCUGCACCGAGGAAAUAGAGCGGCUGCGGCCCAAGUCUCCCCCUGCUAAGCUGAAGUCGGACCGUGGUGGCGGAGCACCCAGAGGGGGACGUGGUGGGCCAAAUGCAGGAAGAGGCGGAGACAGAGGCCGCGAAAGAAACCGACCUAAUUUCCGCGGGGACAGGGGAGGGUUCAGGGGCAGAGGAGGGCCACAUCGAGGUUUCCCACCUCGCUAGAGCAAAGAGCUCAUGGCAACCAGACUGAAGCUGUGAAUUCCCAUCUGCAUUGUCUGCAAACACAAGUUAAUUUACCACAUGAUAUUGUUAGUACUUAGUGGGUUUGAUCAAUCUUUUUGGUUUGUUUAUAUUUUUUAAUGCAUACACUUGUGAUUGAAUGGAUAUUGCCUAAAUAAACAUUCUUUACACUUUU